Nestor notabilis (Kea) is the source of this 1584-nucleotide messenger RNA. RefSeq names its product cytochrome P450 2W1. NCBI's taxonomy places the organism in Eukaryota, Metazoa, Chordata, Aves, Psittaciformes, Psittacidae. The record is from RefSeq and is a predicted model, not a curated record. Gene Ontology annotation, molecular function: oxidoreductase activity, acting on paired donors, with incorporation or reduction of molecular oxygen, reduced flavin or flavoprotein as one donor, and incorporation of one atom of oxygen; iron ion binding; heme binding. Gene Ontology annotation, biological process: xenobiotic metabolic process. Gene Ontology annotation, cellular component: cytoplasm; intracellular membrane-bounded organelle.
AAACAGAAAGCCAGCUGGCAGAAACUGAACAGUGCCACUGCAUUUUUAUUGCUUCUAGCGCCCCAAAACGAGAUUAUUGCUAAAAAAAAUAUGUCUUUUUUAAUUUCAUUUAUCUCUGAUCCUACAUUAAUUUGUCUGCUGUGUGCAACAGUAUUAUUAGCUGUAGUCUAUUUUUCAACUGGCUAUAAACAUUCAGCUUUUAAAUUUCCUCCUGGUCCAACUCCUCUUCCAAAAAAACACUUGGUGGAUAUUAGAAGGCAAGAUAAAUCACUAAUGAAGCUUGCAGAAAAAUACGGCCCCAUCUUCACCCUCCACUUCGGGUUCCAGAAAGUUGUGGUCCUGACUGGGUAUGAAGUUGUGCGGGAGGCGCUUGUGAACUACACAGAGGAGUUUGUAGACAGACCAUCCAUCCCAAUAUUUGACCAAAUUCAGAACGGAAACGGUUUGUUCUUCUCUAUUGGGGAGCUGUGGAGAACAACUCGGAGGUUCACCGUAUCCAGCAUGCGCAACCUCGGCAUGGGGAAGAAAACGAUAGAAGGGAGAAUUUUUGAGGAACUUCACUUCCUUAUUGAGAUGAUCAAAUCCUUCAAAGGGGAGCCUUUUAGCCUGACAUCCUUCAACUGUGCUCCAAUCAACAUCACCUUUGUCAUGCUGUUUGGUGAGAGGUUUGAAUAUAAGGACCCAACAUUUAUCACUCUCUUAAGACUCAUAGAUGAAGUUAUGAUUCUUCUGGGAUCUCCAUAUUUGAACUAUUUCAAUUUCUACCCAUUCCUGGGAUUUCUUUUCAAAACCCACAAGAUUAUGCUUAAGAAAAUAGAAGAUGUGCGUGCCAUUUUAAGGCAAUACAUGAAGGCGAGCAGGGAGGAUAUCAAUGAGAACAGCGUGAGGAGCUACAUUGAUGCACUGAUAUUCAAGCAACAAGAGGAGAAAAACAAGAAAGACAGCCUCUUCCAUGAUGACAACUUAAUGGCAUCCAUACUUGACCUGGUCAUGGCAGGAACAGAGACCAUAGCCACAACACUCCAGUGGGCCAUCCUGCUGAUGAUGAAGUACCCAGAGAUUCAAAAAAAGGUGCAGGAGGAGAUUGGGAGAACUGUCAAAGCUGGAAGCUGGGCCACGUAUGAAGAUCUGAAGAACAUGCCAUUUACGAAUGCAGUGCUACAUGAAGUGCAGAGGUUUAUCACCCUCCUGCCCCAUGUUCCCCGCUGCACUGCUGUUGACACCCACUUUAGGGGCUACUUCCUUCCCAAGGGUAUAAUUGUAAUCCCAUCACUUACCUCAGUGCUGCUGGAUAAGACACAAUGGGAAACACCACAUCAGUUCAACCCCAACCACUUCCUUGAUGCUGAAGGGAAUUUUGUAAAGAAAGGAGCUUUCCUGCCCUUCUCCACAGGGCGAAGGAACUGCAUUGGAGAAAGCCUCGCCAAGAUGGAGCUGUUUGUCUUCUUUGUAGGGUUGCUUCAGACAUUUACUUUUCAACCCCAGCCAGGAGUUUCAGAGUCUGACUUGGACCUUACCGUCCCCCAAACGACUUUCACAUUAAGGCCUCAGCCUCAGGCAACCUGUGCUAUCCUGCGUGAAUAA